UUCCUGAAAACGCCCCGUGAGCGAGGGAAAGCAGGAAAACUCCAGUGACUCUGAUGACCCAGAAUAAUAAUAAUAAGACAGCUCAGCUGCUGAUCCAAAGACCGGGGUGGGACACGGGCUCCAGUCUACCCCGAACCUGUCUGAAGUGACCCUGUACCACCCCUCACUAAACCCGGAGGCAGCUCUCUGCUCCACCGACACAAGGUCAGCAGGGCGUCCGCCCACAGGACUCCUCAGCGCGGCUGCAAACCUCCGCGGAGCCCGGCUGGAUUUUGGACUAUGUGAGUUUGACUCAGUGGCUGACUAAGAGAAGGAGCAGCGACUACAUGGAGAGAGUCUGUGAGGAGGAGUGAAUCAGGAAUACUUCAGUCUCAUAUCUAGUUUGUGAGUGUGAAAACGAAGUGACACUUCACCAUGUUGGGAACCCCGGGCUCUUACGCGAACAAGAUGAGGAAGAAGCCUGUGCUCAAAAAGAAAAAGCUUCCAAAAGGAAAUGAAGUCAUCAAGUCCAACCCUUCAAAACGCCACCGGGAUCGGCUGAAUGGCGAGCUGGACCAGCUGACCGACCUCCUGCCGUUUCCAGAGGAGGUGCGCUCUCGCCUGGACAAACUGUCCGUCCUCCGUCUCAGCGUGGGAUACCUCAGGGUCAAGAGCUACUUCAAAGCCACGAUGAAGAACGGUCACGGCAGUCCGAUGUUCUCUGGAGUCGGCGGGCAGAACGGAAACAACAUGGAUACCGGCGGUUUCUCUGAGGGGGACCUCCUGCUCCAGGCUCUGAACGGCUUCGUCCUGGUGGUCACCUCUGAUGGGUCGGUGUUCUACUCCUCUUCUACCAUCAAGGACUACCUGGGCUUCCAUCAGUCGGACGUGGUCCAUCAGAGCGUGUUCGAGCUCAUCCACACGGACGACCGCGCCGUGUUCAGACAGCAGCUUCACUUCGCUCUCAACCCCCCGACAGCCGCCGAUGGAGACGAGCUGCAGAGUUUUGGGAGUAAAGUCCUCUACAGUCCAGAGAAGCUGCCCCCCGAGAACUCGUCCUUCCUGGAGAGGAGCUUCGUGUGUCGUUUCCGCUGCCUGCUCGACAACUCGUCUGGAUUUCUGGCUCUGAAGUUCCAGGGCCGUCUGAAGUACCUCCAAGGUCAGAGGCUUUUAAAAGGGGCGUGUACCAAAGCUCAGCUGGCGCUGUUCGCCAUCGCCAUGCCGGUCCAGACUCCGUCCAUCGUGGAGAUCCGGACUAAGACGCUCCUCUUUCAGAGCAAACACAAGCUGGACUUCACCCCGAUGGGCAUCGACAGCAGGGGGAAGGUUAUUCUGGGAUAUUCAGAGACUGAACUGUGUAUGAAAGGUUCUGGGUAUCAGUUCAUCCACGCAGCUGAUAUGAUGUACUGCGCAGACAAUCACAUCCGCAUGAUUAAAACAGGAGAGAGCGGUUUGACCGUGUUCCGGCUCCUCAGUAAAACCGGUGGUUGGGUUUGGGUGAAGGCGAACGCCAAGCUGAUCUUCAAAGGAGGUCGACCGGAGUUCAUCAUCGUGCAUCAGAAAGCCAUCAUGAACGCUGAGGGGGAGGAGUAUCUGCGUCAGCGGCGGCUGCAGCUCCCGUUCAGCUUCACCACGGGGGAGGCGCUCCUCUACAACGCCGGCGCCACCGUGGACAUCAAGGAGUUCCAGUUCAACAAAAUGUUCGGCAGCGACGACGUGAGCAAAGAGGGCGCCCCCAGCUCCCUGCUGGACUGCUUCCUGAGACAGGACGAGGCGGCCUACACCGAGACCAUCGACCCGCCCGUCCCUGUGGAUCAGGUGUUCAUGGACACCCACGCGCUGGUCAGCGUCCCCAGUGACAGCUGGCGGGACAGCAGGCCGGUCGCCAGCACGGAGAACCCCAUGGUGGUGAAGGAGGAGGCCAAACAGUCCGUCAUGGCGGUGAUCGACAACCUGGAGAAAAUGGCGCAGAACAGCGCUUUCUGUGAGGUGAUGCAGAAUCUGGACGUGGAGGAGGCGGAGCUUAUGGAGCUGGAGAACACCCUGAAGGGUUUGAGUCAGGAGGAUCUCCAGCAGAGCAACAUGAGCUCGGAGCUGGACAGCAUCCUCACUAACGACAUCUUUGACUACAUCGAUAACAUUCUGUUCAAGGAGAAGGGGGAGGAGUGUCUGAGCGGCGUUCCCCCCGCCUGUCUCACCGCCAACAACGACCACCAGCGGGAUCUCUUCCCCGAGGUCUCUGGUGGACUCUGUGACCCGCUGUUGUUUCAGGCGCAGAGUCCCGAUCACACUUACGACCCCCUGAGCGGCGUCUACGCUCACCAUCAGGAUGUAAACACUCAGAGACUCUCCCACCUUGGCCCCCCCCCUCGCUCCAACGCCGCCCCCCUGCCCCCCCUUCAGCAUCUGCAGCUCCACGAUAUCUACAGCCCGUCCAUCGAGCUCCCGGAGCUCACGCUUCCUGAUCCCUCCGCCCCCUUUCAGUCCUGUGGGCCGGCCUCUAACGGCCUCAUGAACUUCUCUCACGGCGUUCUCCCGUCUCCGCAGAACGGUUUUCAGAAUCCACCAAACAGACUCUUCCUGCAGAGCUCGCUGAAGCCCCCGACCCGUGUAGCGCCCAGCGUGACAGACGCCAUGCCCCGCCUGAUCCCAUGCAAUGACUUUAACUCCACCCCUAAAAUCCCCCUCUCGUUCACCACAGGGUGUCUCCAGGGAAGCCCCCCUCUGGGACCCCUCAGCCAGCAGGUCCAGCAGGUCCAACAGGUCCAGCAGGUUCAGCAGGUCCAGCAGGUCCAGCAGGUUCAGCAGGUCCAGCAGGUCCAGCAGUGGCCGCAGCAGCAGACUCACCUUGGCGUCGGCGUCAUGCAGAAGGGACACGAGCAGAUGGCGGCGUGCCACAGCCAGACUCCAGAGACCCUCCCACAUGUUGGACUCUGGCAGAGGGGGGGUGCAGGACUGAGCCAUGUUCAGCAGGGGGGGUUGGCGUGCGGACAGGCGGCCGCUCAAAGCAGCUGCAUGUUCAACCAGAACUUUUCCUCCAGUCCAGCAGGGGGCGCCGCCCUGUCUCUAGCCGGGUCUGCAGGCCUGAGGGGGGUCGAGGGGACUCUGGAUCAGAGUCCUCCACAGGGCUCCUGCUACUUCCAGUGGAGCCACAGCGAGCCGGUGGUGGGAACGUCCGCCAUCGACCAGGAGAGCGUCGACAUCAGCCCGCUGACGGCGCAGCCCAACACGUCGUCAUCCUCCGAGCACGCACUCAACAUUCAGCACUACCUGGACCGCCACAGACGCCACAAGUCAACAUGUUCCACUCAGGAUGAACGCCUCGCCGCUGGACGCCACGGGCUCGAGACGUGGCCGUGUACCCGCCGCAGUGAAGUCUCGUUUCUAUAGCAACGCAUCCAGGAAGUGCAGAAGACAGAAAAAAACCAGUAUAAUCGCCUGUAUCAGAGCUUCAUCACGGGCGCCCCCGCUCGUGGUCAUUUUAUAUCCGUUUGUAUUUCGUCCUGUUGUUGUUGUUGUUGUUGUUGUUUUGUUGUUGUUGUUGUUGUUUUUUUGUUGUUGUUGUUUUUUGUUGUUUUUUAAAGAUUCACUUUAUUCAUAAUGAAGUCUAAAAAGCCACAAGUGCAUUUAUCAGGACGGAGCGAGAGCCAGCUGAGAGACGGUCGCUCAUCCAAAAAGCCAAAGAAACUCGUUUUAAAGGGAAACUCGCCGUCGUUGUCAUGGCGCCGAAUUCCGACGAGGAGCGCCGAUUAUUUACCAAGUGGACUAAAAGAGUGGAGACGCUCUCUCGAAGUGUUUAUAAAAGUCUGUGUAAAGAAAAGAGGUCGAGACAUGUUUAAAGUUACUCAGAGAUGAAACAGGAAGUCCUUCUCGCUGUUUCCUGUUUAUAAAUAUAACGUAAUGACGCUGCAAACACCCGUAAAUCUCAUCAGCUCGUGAUAAAUGUUUUAACCAGAGUCACUCAGAGGAGAUGUUUCAGAAGACAUCAGAACUUAGAACCAGAAUCUGAGAAAAUCUUAGACCGUCCCCCCAUGCUCCUUAAAGGUCGACCUCCUGCAUGCUACUAAACGCCCUGACGGACGCCGUUAGGCCGACACGCAUUUUCUCUCCUUUCUUAUUUAGCCACGCCCCCUCAAGUGUUCCUGUUGCAGCUGGAGCAUGUUUCAGUCUUCAUCCCUCUCUCCUGCAGAGUCCAGGAAGAGGACGCUGAUCUUAGUGGUCCUGAACCGGCUCCACAUGGUGUGGGUUUUUUUUUUUUGGGGGGGGGUAACGUCUCUCCUGAAUGGGACGGGAACUUCCUGAGACGUAGACCAAAGACUGUUCAGAGUUUAAUAACAAACAUAGAAAUGCAUCUUUUUACUCCAGCUGCUAAAGUUAAAAAAACAAACAAAUGAAAUCUUAGAUAAGAGCUCUGAGGAACACCUUCUCCUAAACGUCUCUUCAGUACCAGGAUGUUCUUCAUACUGUCAGCCUACUGGCUGUAGGCUGACCUCCAGGUCCUCGCUGGUUAUUCACAGCUGGAGGUCGACCUUUAAUCCAGAUGUUAUUUUACCUGAGCCGUCCAAACAGAACACGUUUACACAGCUGGUUAUAAAAAAACAUCUUAACCCUCAUGCAUCAUUAUGGACAUUUCUGUCCAUUUGGUCAAAUGUCUCCUCUUCAUCUGUCCAUCAUUUUGUCUGUUAGUACAUAUGGCACACAUGUUUUAUAAGAAAGUCUCUCGUUUUAAUAGAUCAAUAGAACACUGAAACAUGUUUACGACCCUCUGAAGUCACUGAGGACAAAAAUGUCCACUUCCAAAAAACUGAUAUAAAAAUAGAACAGAUUGAUUUUUUUUUCUACUUUUUUCUGCAUAAAUCUCUUAAACAACUUCAGCCCUGCUCAAAACUAACAAACAUUCAAUCAUUAUCAGGAAUUUAACCCUUUAAAUGCCAGAAUCAUGUAAUCAAACUGGCAUUUAAAGGGUUAAAUUCCUGAUAAUUAUUCAAUAUUUUUUUGGAAGUGGACAUUUUUGUCCUUAGUGACUGAAGAGGGUUGUAAAUGAAACUGAUGCCUGAGGGUUAAAUUAUAGAGCUGGUGUUUCUAGAACUUACACUCUUACACUGAUCCAGAGCAGCUCGUCAUGUCUGCGGGUCGUUUUAUUCCUGAGUGCCUUUAAAGAGCGUGACGCCAUCUUGAAUCUCUCUCUUCAGCGUUGACCUCUCGCUAUGCUUACUGUGUCUCAGUAGAGACGGAAACGUUUCUCUCGUUUUAAAAACAGAUUCGAGUGAUCAUA
Labrus mixtus (cuckoo wrasse) is the source of this 5254-nucleotide messenger RNA. Its product is annotated as aryl hydrocarbon receptor-like. Lineage: Eukaryota; Metazoa; Chordata; Actinopteri; Labriformes; Labridae. The transcript is spliced from 11 exons. Gene Ontology annotation, molecular function: nuclear receptor activity; transcription cis-regulatory region binding; protein dimerization activity. Gene Ontology annotation, biological process: regulation of transcription by RNA polymerase II. Bases 415 to 3369 code for a protein of 984 amino acids. Gene Ontology annotation, cellular component: aryl hydrocarbon receptor complex; nucleus. The record is from RefSeq and is a predicted model, not a curated record.